ACAAUCAACAUGAAAUUCUUCCAUUUACUUCUGACCCUCUGUCUGGCCAUUCUUUUGUGCGUUGGACCAAUGGUUCAGGCCCAAGUGCCCUCAAUUCCAACAGAUGCGCCUACUCCCCCAACUGGAUCUGGCGGUAGCGAAGCCACGACCAGUUCUGGCUUCCCCGGACCACCAACAGCAGCCAGCACCGCAGCGACUCCCGAAGUUAGUACCAUUUACCCAGAGUACGGCGUCUAAGGGGCUAUUUCCAAGAGUCAAAUUAAAUAUUCUGUUAAAGCAAUCAAUGAAUCGGUG
Drosophila willistoni is the source of this 294-nucleotide messenger RNA. RefSeq lists its product as uncharacterized. The record is from RefSeq and is a predicted model, not a curated record. The coding region runs from base 10 to 237 and encodes 75 amino acids. NCBI's taxonomy places the organism in Eukaryota, Metazoa, Arthropoda, Insecta, Diptera, Drosophilidae. The transcript has 2 exons.